Sciurus carolinensis (gray squirrel) is the source of this 2117-nucleotide messenger RNA. It is a transcript of the gene Nipal1, whose product is annotated as NIPA like domain containing 1. Gene Ontology annotation, biological process: magnesium ion transport. The transcript has 6 exons. Gene Ontology annotation, molecular function: magnesium ion transmembrane transporter activity. NCBI's taxonomy places the organism in Eukaryota, Metazoa, Chordata, Mammalia, Rodentia, Sciuridae. Bases 87 to 1337 code for a protein of 416 amino acids. Gene Ontology annotation, cellular component: membrane. The record is from RefSeq and is a predicted model, not a curated record.
UCCGCCCCAACGCGGGUCCAUGGGGACAAGAGGCCCAGGUGGGUAAGAAGCUAGCGCCUGUGCCCAGGAAGCCCGGUCCCCGGGCCAUGGGGGGACAGGUGAGGCUGCCUCCCGGAGAGCCCUGCCAAGAAGGCUAUGUGCUGUCUCUGAUCUGUCCGAACUCCUCCCAGGCUUGGUGUGAGAUCACAAAUGUGUCACAGUUUCGAGCUUCUUCCGUCCUUUACAGAAACCUGAAUUCCAACACAACCAACUGGAGCAUUUCAGCAAAUGUAGAAAACAAAUACAGUCUUUAUGUGGGCUUGGUGUUGGCCAUAUGUUCUAGUAUUUGUAUUGGCUCCAGCUUCAUUUUGAAAAAGAAGGGCCUCUUGCAACUGGCCAACAAGGGUGUUAUUAGAGCAGGACAAGGUGGACAUUCUUACCUCAAGGAAUGGCUGUGGUGGGCAGGAUUACUGUCAAUGGGAGCAGGAGAGGCUGCAAAUUUUGCAGCUUAUGCAUUUGCACCUGCCACCCUGGUCACCCCACUGGGAGCUCUGAGUGUUCUUAUAAGUGCAAUCUUGUCUUCUUAUUUUUUAAAUGAGCAUUUGAACAUUCAUGGGAAAAUGGGCUGCAUAUUAAGUAUAUUGGGGUCAACUGUGAUGGUUAUCCAUGCCCCACAAGAAGAGGAAGUCACUUCUUUGCAUGAAAUGGAAAUGAAAUUGAGAGACCCAGGAUUUAUUUCCUUUGCUGUGAUCAUAACUGUGAUCUCCUUGGUGCUCAUUUUGAUUGUGGCCCCCAAGAAGGGACAGACUAAUAUAUUGGUCUACAUUUCAGUCUGUUCUUUGAUUGGAGCAUUUUCGGUUUCUUCUGUCAAGGGCCUGGGAAUUGCCAUUAAGGAACUAUUAGAAUGGAAGCCAGUUUACAAGAAUCCGCUGGUCUUUGUUUUGCUGGCUGUACUUGUACUUUCAGUGACUACACAGAUUAACUAUCUCAACAAAGCCCUGGACACUUUUAAUACAUCUCUGGUGACCCCCAUCUAUUAUGUGUUCUUCACUUCCAUGGUAGUGACUUGCUCCGCCAUCUUAUUCCAGGAGUGGUAUGGCAUGAACGCUGGAGAUAUCAUUGGGACCCUGAGUGGGUUCUUCACUAUUAUCAAUGGUAUCUUCCUUCUACAUGCUUUUAAAAAUACUGACAUUACGUGGAGUGAACUGACAUCCUCUGCUAAGAAAGAAGUCCUUUCUCCAAAUGGCAACGAGAACAGUUAUGUUUUACUAGAGAACAUAGAAAGUUCAACCCCAGGAUAUGAUGAUGAUGUUACCCUGUUUAGCAGGACUGAAAAUCAAAGUCACCAUAAAACCUGAAUUGUAACCAAUAUUAGACACUCAAAGAAAAGAAAGAAGACUUAUUCUCAAAAGGACUUCUAGGGGAGUUAAUAUUAAAGUUCCAAUACCUUAGAUGUAAGUCCACAUUCCAUCAAAUUUAAAAGUCAAGAUCUGAUAUUCCUCCCAAAGACUUUUCACUUCUGUGAACUUUGAAAUAUCCCUUAAGCCUAAAAGAAGUCAAGGGGUCAUGUUUGUCUCAGAAUAAUCUUUUUUCUUCUGGUCACAAUAGAUUUGGCUCUGCCAGGUGACUCUUCAUUUCUUUGGUUACUACUCUUAGAUUCACAGUAAGUCAUAAAAUUAACUGUGUUCUGAUAAGCAGAGUACCAAUCACCAGACUCUGAUGAAUCAUAAUCUCAAAUUAUUAAAACUGAGAGGAGAGAACUCUGGUGCUCUGACCUCCCUUCUGAAACUGUCUUCUUUUAAAACUAGAUAGCAAAUGGGCAAAGUAUUACAGAAAAAAAGAGGCCUGCUUUGGACUCCUUUCCUACCUAAGCUAAAAUGCACAAGACACCCCCCCAAGAAGAGUUUAUGAAUUGCAAUUUUUUUUCGAAUGUCAUAAGGACUUCAUUACCAUUAAAAAGGGAAGACUGUAGGAAGAAGGAGAAUACUUGAGACCUCUGGUAAAAGAAACACAAUUUUUUUUCUUUUCACAUAAAAACGAAAAUGAUCAUUUCCACAGAUUCUUUUAACAGAGACCCUGAUGACAUAUGACCAAAUAGACUUUCUGGAGAAGUAAAAGUAAAGUCAGCUUUGGAGUGA